This is a messenger RNA of Amaranthus tricolor (Joseph's coat), 5662 nucleotides long. Its product is annotated as cleavage and polyadenylation specificity factor subunit 3-II. The transcript is spliced from 14 exons. Gene Ontology annotation, biological process: snRNA processing. Bases 2808 to 4376 code for a protein of 522 amino acids. Gene Ontology annotation, cellular component: nucleus. NCBI's taxonomy places the organism in Eukaryota, Viridiplantae, Streptophyta, Magnoliopsida, Caryophyllales, Amaranthaceae. The record is from RefSeq and is a predicted model, not a curated record.
CAUUUAGUCAAUUCCCUGUCUUGCUCUCACGCCUCUCAGCUCUCUUUUUUCACUCUAACCCUAAAAACUAUACACAACUCUUCCUCCACCUCCACUGUCGCUGCCGCACUCCCGCACCACGCCACCGCCGGCUGCUGCCUGGUGCUUUGAGCCUUUGACGUUGUCGCCUUGUCGGUGCUGCACUGCUGCUGUGGGUUGUUCGAAUCGAACACAGACACAGUCGAACUCGAAGGUUGACAAACCCUAAUCCUUAAAAAUCGAAAUUUUUGAUUUAGUUUAAGAAUUCAAAAAUCAAAAUAAUGAAGAGAAAACAAGAGAAUAUUGCUUUUAUUUUUGCAAAACAUAUUAGAAAAGAAAGUGGGAAAAAGUUUAAUCCAACUCAACAAAGUCAAGCACAAGCACAGGCACAAUCAAAUAAUCCUACUCCUGCUCUAUCAUCUAUUCCUUCUUCUCAAGAUAAAGAGAAAGAAAGUGAAACUAUUGAAACUAAUACAAAUUUCAAAUCCCCAACCCCAACAUAUGAAGAAAGAUUAACUUCCAUUGAUGUUUUGAAUCUUCCUCAAGACCUCGGAAAAAGGAGAAGAGUGUCUCAAUUUCACCCAAGUGACCGCGAUAUUGUUAGAAGAGAAUAUUGUUCAAGAGAUCUUUGUCAACCUUAUAAACAUGAAUUUAAAUUGACAAAGUUUUGGGAUAAAAAACUGUAGAUUUAAUCCAAAAUGGUUUGAUAAAUACAAAACAUGGCUCACCUAAACGAAAAGAGUUUCUUCGUGAAAAACAAAUAUCUUGUAUUGCUGAGGCAUUGUCAUUAGGUGAUAUUGAGUCAGGAAGUGGUUUGAAUCAAGAGUUUGGCUUAAUUCGACUAGGUGAUACUCGUUGGAGCACUUACUUUAAAUGCAUUAAAAACGUGCGUGGUUUGUUUUGACCAAUCUUGGAGUCCCUUGAAGCCAUUGCAGUUGCUCAUGAGGCUGAUAGGACAAAGGCAUAUUCAAUCAUAGGUAUGUUGAUGUCAUUUGAUUUCAUUUUUAUAGUACAUUUGAUGGGAACUAUAUUUGGAUUGACGAAUUCAUUGAAUGUGAGCUUGCAAAAAAUGGAUCAAGAUAUAGUUCUUGCAAUGAGUUUGGUUGAUGGAACAAAAAAGGAUUUGCAAGAACUACGAGAUAAUGGUUGGGAAAAUCACUUGAAUAAAGUUAUUUCAUUCAUGACUGAGUAUGAUUGUGAUAUUCCCAAUAUGGUGGACUUGUAUUCUAGUCACAUUGGAGGUGGAAGGAGGAUGGUUCGUGGUAAAGCUCCUCGGGUGACAAAUCUUCAUCAUUAUCAAGUUGAAGUUUUUCUAAGUGUGAUUGAUCUACAAUUACAAGAACUUGACAAUCGAUUUAAUGAGAAAACAAAAGAUUUGCUUAUUUGUAUGGCUUGUUUUAGUCAUAGUGAUGGAUUCUCAUCUUUUGAUACAAAACAAUUGUUGAACCUUGCUAAAUUUUAUCCAAAUGAGUUUCCAAAUGAAGAUUUGAUAUUCUUUGAGGAAUCGCUUAUAAGUUACAUUGGUGAUGUUAGAAAUGACGAGCGAUUCUUGGAUGUGAAGACUCUCAACGAACUUUCUUUAAAACUUGUUGAGACAAGGAAGCAUGAAACUCAUUCAGAUGUUUACAAGCUAUUGAAGCUUGUAUUGCUUCUUCCAGUGAUGACAACAAGUGUCGAAAGAUCAUUUUCCGGGAUGAAUCAUAUAAAAAGUAAAGUGCGAAACAGCAUGGGAGAACAGUUGUUGAAUGAUUGCAUGAUUUCUAUUUUAGAGAAGGAUUUGUUUCUCAAUGUUAGUAAUGAUGCUAUGGUACACUGAUUCCAAACUAUGAAAACUAGGCGAGAACAAUUGUAGUUUGUUCGUGACUUUAUUUUUCAUUUUGUUGGUCUACGUUUUAAUUUUAAAUUUGAACAUUUGUAGUUUGUUCGUUACCUUUUUAUAUUAAUUUGCUGUCGAAAUUUCGUCCAUUUGUUGGUGCCCCAGGGGACUUUAAACCCUGGAUUCGCCACUGUGUGUAUUUCGUUAAUUAGAUUUUUGUAAAGUCUUGAAUUUUUUUGUUUAUUUUCUUCUUCGAAUAACUGUUGAACAAUAGGAGAAAAAUUGUUGAAUGAUAGCUUAGUUACCUUUUUAGAGAAUAGAGAAGGAUUUGUUGAACAAUUAUGGUUUGUUUGUUCUUUUGCUACUUUGUAUUACAUUUUGUUGGACUUUGUUCAUUGUACAUUUGAACUUUGUUGUAUGAGCAUGAUGUUGAUUGAACUUCAUUAAACGUUUGGGUUGCCACCAUUUGAGGUGAUGAUGUAAAUUUAUAGCUUUUAUAUUAUUUUGACUUUGGUUUGGUUUUAUUGCGCUUAUACAUGUCAUGCAGAAAUAAACAGAAAUUAGUUGUGAAUUUUACAAACAAAACUCCACUGAAAUUUCGUCAUUUGUUGUUGCCCCUGAGAUUCUGAACCCUAGAUCCGCCACUGGUUGGGUGGGGCGACUCGAACAACUAGUGACCUUCUACUAUCUGUUAAGAUUUUUUUGUUGAUGCAACCCAACACAACCUAUUAAUAAGUUGCCCACCUUAGUCUUGACCCGUGCCAUACACUGUUAGUGCGGGGUAGUUAAAACAAUUAUGUGCAGAAGCUUGAAACAUCCAAAAAAUAGCUACUAAAAUUUUCGAGUUCAAAAAAACUCCUCAUUCUCAAUUGGAAAUGUUGUUUCUAUGUAUGCUUACAAUGUUUUUAUUAAAUAAUCAUGAAGCUUCUCCUAGAUACGAAGUACUUAUUCAAGUGAUCACGCACAAACAACUAUGGGGAUUGACUGCCUUGUGCUUGGUGCUGGGCAAGAAGUGGGGAAAAGCUGUGUUGUUGUGGAUAUCAAUGGCAAAAAGAUCAUGUUUGAUUGUGGGAUGCAUAUGGGUUAUAAUGACCACCACUGUUAUCCAGACUUUUCCCUCAUUUCCAAGUCUGGCGACUAUGAUCAUUCUCUGUCCUGUAUCAUCAUCACUCAUUUCCAUUUGGACCAUAUUGGAGCACUUCCAUACUUUACUGAAGUGUGUGGAUAUCAUGGACCUAUAUAUAUGACGCGUCCAACAAGGGCAUUUGCUCCUCUUAUGUUGGAGGAUUAUCACAAAAUUAUGGUUGAUCGAAUGGGUAAUGAAGAACAAUUUACUUCAGACCAUAUUAGAUCCUGUAUGGAGAAAGUUACAGUGGUGGAAUUGAAGCAGACUAUCCAGGUUGAUAAAGAUCUUGAAAUUCGUGCCUACUAUGCUGGCCAUGUUCUUGGUGCAGCGAUGUUCUAUGCAAGGGUGGGAGAUGCUGCAAUGGUCUAUACAGGGGAUUAUAACAUGACACCUGAUAGACACCUUGGUGCUGCUCAGAUAGAUCGUUUGCAAUUGGACCUUCUUAUAACCGAGUCAACUUACGCAACAACAAUCCGUGAUAUAAAAUAUGCUCGUGAAAAUGAAUUUCUCAAGGCUGUACAUAAAUGUGUUGAUAAAGGAGGAAAAGUGCUCAUUCCAACAUAUGCUCUAGGUAGAGCUCAGGAAAUCUGUUUAUUGUUGGAGGAUUAUUGGGAGCAAAGGAAGUUGAAGGUUCCAAUAUACUUCUCUGGAGGUUUAACCAUCCAGGCCAACAUGUAUUUCAAAAUGCUUAUCAAUUGGGCUAGUCAAAAGGUGAAAAAGGCAUAUGCUACUCGCAAUGUGUUUGAUUUUAAACAUGUUUGUAAUUUUGAUCGGUCUUUGAUACAUGCUCCUGGUCCUUGUGUUCUCUUUGCAACACCGGGGAUGAUAAUGGGUGGAUUUUCACUUGAGGUUUUCAAGCAUUGGGCAACCUCAGAAAAUAACCUUGUUGCUUUGCCUGGGUAUUGUGUAGCCGGAACUAUAGGGCAUAAAUUGAUGUCCGGGAAGCCUACAAAAAUUGAUUUGGAUCCAAAUACCCAAAUUGAUGUGCGAUGCCAGAUUCAUCAAUUGGCAUUUAGUGCUCACACAGACAGCAAAGGAAUAAUAGAUCUUGUGAAUUUUCUGGCACCGAAGCAUGUUAUGAUGGUUCAUGGCGAGAAGCCUAAAAUGGCCAUUCUGGGAAAGAGAAUUCAAGAUGAUCUCGGAAUUCCUUGUUAUUAUCCUGCAAAUAAUGAAACAUUGAGCAUUCCAACAAGACAAUAUGUGAGAGUAGAUGCUUCUUCUUCAUUCAUCAACAGCACUUUAUCACCAAACUUUAGCUUCAAAUACACUUCUUCAGAAGGUAGUGAAGACAAAACAUUGCCUAUACUAAAGAUCUGUGAUAACAGAAUUUCUGAAGGACUACUAAUUAUGGAAAGAAAUAAGAAAGGAAGGGUUGUUCACCAGGAUGAAUGGUCUCAUGAAAACACAGAAACAUGACCUUUGCUUGAUUUGGGAGUGCGUUAUCAUCAUCAUACCCAGUGUAUUCCGCUCAUAGGAACUAUGAGCAGGAUCUGGGGAGUAAAGGAAGACGAUACCUCAUAUACUCAUAACGGAGGAUGUUGCUCAAGAGUCUCUCGGCUGGUUUGAGAGUUCAUGUUCUGUAAAUAGUUUGGCAUUAUUUUUUUGAAAUAAAAAAUGAAAUCUAGAGUUUAGUAAAUAAUUUGCAGAGAGAUGACAGUUUUUAUUUUUUGAUAUUUGUUAGUUAUUUUUAUUGGAAUCAAAUUAGAUUAUAUAUUAUAGACUAAAUUAAGAUUCGACCCAACUAGAUCAUAAUAUUUAUGCGUCAUCGAUUCAUUUUACUAUUUAACUAUCAUUUAUAUUUGUUUACAAUUAUUUAAUUUUGUUGGAUUGCAUUGUAGUAAAAACUCGGGCAUGUAUGAGUAUCGAGGCGGGUGUAAUGUCAUAUAGUACAUAGAACGUAGGCUUGUGCCAUGUAUUCAUGGACGCAGACACACAGUCGGGUAUAGCCUCGACACGUCCUCCUCAAUAGUUCACUAUCAAGCGCCACAAUUCAGACGUUGCAACUCGUGCUAUGUGUUUGGUUUCUCUAAUAAGUUUUCCUCUGGAUUUCCUGCUUGUUCCCUGUACGUUUUUCGAAUGUAAAUGGCCUAGGGCUAUGUCAAGCUUCUUGUAAAUGAGAGGCUUUGUCAAUAUGUUGUAGUUUGUAUCACUUGUUAGUUGCCUUCUACAGAGGAGUUUGGCGUUAAAUCUCAUGUGAAAUGUGCACUGUGCAGUAAUGCUUGUGGGCUUCAGGUUGGCACCAUAUCUCAUGUGAUUCCGGAUUGGUGUUAAUGGCCAGGGGUGUUUAAAAAUAUCCGAUUCCGAAAACCCGCUUUCCGAUUUUGUAAAAGCGGAUAAAUUACCCGGUUUCCGAAAUUCGGAUAAUCCGGGUCGGGUACCCGGUUUUAAAACCGGGUAUUCGGGUUGGAUACGGAUUGCGAAUUUUGGAAAACCGGGUACCUGGUAUCCGGUUUUUUUUUUUUUUUUUUUUAAUAUAAAAGGACAAAAUGGAAAAUUCUAAAUCAGUUCUUCCUUCUUGCCGUCUUCAUUCCGUUUUCUUCCUCCUUCUUUCGUGCUGCGCUUGCACAUUCAAUCUUCAAUCUUUCUCAAUUUUUGCCGUCUUCUUCACUCUGCACUGAGACACCAUCUUGCUUCUUCAAUCUUCAGUUCUUGACGUCGUCAUCUUGCUUCUUCUUCACCGUUCAUGCCGUCAUCUUUAAUUG